Chlamydomonas reinhardtii is the source of this 1801-nucleotide messenger RNA. RefSeq lists its product as uncharacterized. The record is from RefSeq and is a predicted model, not a curated record. Gene Ontology annotation, biological process: ribosome biogenesis. Gene Ontology annotation, cellular component: preribosome, large subunit precursor. Bases 65 to 1441 code for a protein of 458 amino acids. Lineage: Eukaryota; Viridiplantae; Chlorophyta; Chlorophyceae; Chlamydomonadales; Chlamydomonadaceae. The transcript has 11 exons. Gene Ontology annotation, molecular function: protein binding.
CUAACUUCACUUGCUGAGCGUCACGCUAAAAUUUGCAGCGAGUUGGAAAGCUUCACUCGCGAAGAUGGCGGAAGAGACUCAGGUUCUUGUGAAGUUUGUAACAAAACUUCCAGCGCAUUUGAGAGUGCCGGAGACGCCAGUGGCGGUUCCCUCGGACCUCAAACGCUAUGGCCUCUCUCAAAUUAUCAACCACUUGCUGGCGCUUGACCCGCCACGGCCCUUCGACUUCCUCAUUGACGGGGAGCUGGUCCGCAAGUCGCUGGAGCAACACCUGCUGGCGCACAACCUGUCGGCGGAGAGCACGCUAGAGGUGGAAUACGUUCCUGCGGUUGUUCCUCCGCAGCAGAAGAACUCUACCCCGCACGACGACUGGGUGAGCUCGGUGGACGGGUCCCGGUGCGCGCCGGCGUCGUCCUCGGGCGGCUCCCCCAGCGGCGUGGUUGUGUCGGGCAGCUACGAUGGACUGCUGCGCCUGUGGAACGGCGACUUGGAAGCGGUGGCGUCAGUGUCGGCACACGCGGGCGGUGUCAACUGCGUGCGCUUCCUGCCUAAGUCACAGGGUGACCUGUUGCUGACGUCAGGGAAGGACCGGCUGGUCAAGAUGUGGCAACUGGAGUCCUCCUCCGAGGAGGAGGACGCCGGCCCCAGCUGCCGCCUGGUGGCGACCUACCGCGGCCACGAGGACGGCGUGGAGGCGGUGGCGGCCAGCCCCAGCGGCCGCCGCUUCGCCAGCUGCGGCUGGGAUGGGAAGCUUCUGGUGUGGGAGGGAGGGCGUGCGGUGGCGGAGGCGGCGGAGGCGGACGAGGCGGCGGGGACGGCAGAGGCGAGCAAGAAGAAGCGCAAGACGGGGACAGCCAAUGGCUCGGCGGCCGCGGGCGCCGGGGGGUUGACUAUUGCGGAGCCUAGCGCUGACCUUCGUGGCCACCUGCACUGCGUGUCGUCAGUGGCGUGGCCCGCUGAGAACUCGUUGUUCAGCGGCGGCUGGGACCACUCGGUGCGGCGCUGGGACGUCUCCAGCGGCGCCGCCGCGGACACCUACAACGGCUCCAAAGCGGUGCUGUGCAUCGCCUCACACGCCGCCUCGCCCGCCCUGGUGGCCUUCGGCUGCUCCGAUCGCGCGCUGCGGCUGUGGGACACGCGCGGCAAGGCCGGCAGCGACGCGCUGGCGGUGACGACGCAGGGCGCGCACGGCGGCUGGGUGACGGCGGUGGCCUGGUGCCCCAGCAGCCAGCACCACAUCGCCAGCGCCAGCCACGACGGCACCAUCAAGAUGUGGGACAUCCGCACGCAGAUCCCGCUGGGCAUGCUGUCGCACCACACCGACAAGGUUCUGGCGCUGGGCUGGCUGGGCGGCGCGGAGGCGGGGCACGCGCGCGGCCUGGUCAGUGGCGGCGCCGACUGCCAGCUGCGCAUGUACGAGAGCGACUACAUCGUGUCGUGAAAGUAGAGAGUGGCCUCUGCUCAAAGCCCCUGCGCGAGAAAAUGACAAUUCCGUGAGCGUGGUUGACGAGAUGGGCUGUGUUGCUGCGCGUUCGGGUGGAGAGGGCGGAGGCGGUGAAGAGGCGAGCGCCUUGCGCUCGCUGCUAGGCCGCCAGGGUGGCGGUCGCUAGUAUGGUGGCAAGUGAUUAUGCGUGCGCAUAGCCGCAUAGGCCAGGUGUUAGAGUGAAGCUGCUUGCGUACGCGCAGGUAGAGUGGUAGACCAUUAGAAGGCCUGGGCCUGGUGUAAUGGCGUCAGGCGCACGCCGCACGGAAACAGCCUGCCAGCUGGGGCGCUUCUACCGCAUUGUAAGGACAUGACUAA